Molecule: messenger RNA, 4996 nt
Organism: Benincasa hispida (wax gourd)
Lineage: Eukaryota; Viridiplantae; Streptophyta; Magnoliopsida; Cucurbitales; Cucurbitaceae
Product: L-ascorbate oxidase homolog
Molecular function (GO): oxidoreductase activity; copper ion binding
Source: RefSeq, a predicted model, not a curated record
AAAGUAGUAUGGUUGUUUUUGGAAACUUCCGAGUACCUGUAGGAAAUUUACUCCCAGUAUGGCUCAUGAUUUUUACGGUCUUGUUUCUUCUUGAUAUAAUGUUGAUCUUCUCGUGUAGAAAUAGCAAGAGAUGAAAUUACUUUAUACAUUUUCAGCAAGAAAUUUGCAUUUAGAGAUAUCGAUUUAGAUAAAUUGUAGGCUUUGAAAGAAGAGUAAUAUUUCAGUGCAUCAUGUUGUACUCAUCUUUAUGCAGCUCACUCUAAUGACACACAAAAAGAAAGUUCAAAAGAAAGAAUAGUUUGCAGCAUGGUAAGCUGUGAUUGAACAAUUGAGUGGAUUGCAUCAAAAUGAGUGCAUUCCGAGAGAUGUACUUAAGUGUUUUUUUUUUUUUUUUGAAAGAAUGGCAACUGAGAACAAGUUUGCUACUUGAGGAAUUGGAUCGAAUGGUGAAACAUCUAGUUCAAUUUACCUUCAACUCAAAUAUGUGUCGACUAAUGAUAAAGCUCCCAAUUGUGUAAUUUCUGGCGAAAUUUUUGGCACAAGGAUACCACAAAGCUUAUGUUAUGCUAUUAUAGUGAUGUAGGAUAGACGGAAUUCCUUCUCCCAAGAGCUGUAGCUGAUAUAAGAGCUUUUUGGACUUUGAACCCAUUUCUUCAAACUUCAAAGACAUUGCUUAUAAAACCAAUUGUGCCUAUCAGUACCAACUAGCCCGAGGAAAAUAUCCAAGGGCACACUUUCAUAUUCAAGUGAUGGAUAAUAGUUAGGAAAAUUUAUAGGGUAGAAUAGAUGUGCUGAUUCUUCAUAAAGUUGCCAUUAAUUAGAGAAAGUUCACUUUGUGCCCACAUGUUCUAGUGAUGCCUGCAUCAUUAUCCUUUUCUUAGGAAAAAAAACUCACUCUACAGUGCACCCUAUCAGACUUGAAUCGUGGACCAUGAUGUGCCAAGAUUAUGCUAUUUGAUGUAGGACAUUUGAACCAAUUCUCUCAAAAGUUAUUGCCCUUCUUCACAUCACUCAUGACCAAGUACGAGAAUAAUCAAAGCCUUUUCUGUUUGGACCCAUCUACUUAGGAGCAUCGCGCAUGAACCGCUGGUGUGUAGUCAAUAAGAGGGAGAACGUAUUUUUCAAAUGGACCUCUCAAGGUGAUGGAUGAAGCCACUUCAAACUUAUUUGCCAUACAGCUGAUUGAAUUUUCAGCAUUACGGUAUGUAGUUCAGUACCACUACAUUCAUCCCUAGCCUCAACCGAGCUAUUCAAUGAUCUAUUGAGCUCAUCUACAUUCUUGCUUAGACUUCUUUUCUACUUAUUUUCUAUAGCUCAUCGAAAGCAUUGAUCACGUCUCUUAGUAUUUGGGGUAUUAUACUCCCAACUAGUUGCUUGCGUGAAGUCUGUUGGCAAUUGGCAUUCAAAAUUUUAAGCCAAUGGUGAAAUUUUUUCAAUUAUUUGUCUAUUCCAUUCUUUGUGUCGAGAAGAGGGUCAUUGUCAGAGAAUCCUAACCUUGAUUUGAAAUGAUUUGAAAUGAUUUGUAGACAUAAUGAGCAUUUGAUUUGAAAAUAACUUGGCAGGGCGCUUUAACUCAGCACUGCUGCAAUGCUACAGGUUAUGUAAUUUUGCCGCGUUUAGGGGUAUCAGGUUGCUUGGCUUGGCGUUUUGGUUUAUUCGAUUGCAUAAUUAUGUGGUAUGGUUUCAAUAAUGUUCAGUCCACAUGCAGCAAAAGGGAAGUUUGGCAGCUGUCUGUGGGUCAGCGUUGUUUGUAGUGAUUAUUUGAACUUAUUAUAUGGUUUUAGCGCUUCUUGCGGAACGUUUUCAAAUUCUAGAUUUGACGUUUCCUUUUAUUUUUUCUUCAAAUUCUCAGAACAGUGCUUUUCUGUUGAUUUUGGUGGCCUCUUUAUGCUGAAAAUGGUCUUUUUGUUGGCUAAUUACUGGAAAGAUUUGCCUUUACAUUUGAUUUGUUUCUUUAUGAGAAUUUAUAAAUACUCCGGAGGGUCAAGUCAUUUGAGUUUUGUUCUAUUGUAAAUGUAGAAGUAUACUUCGUUAUAUUGUAGUAAGGUUCUGGACUAAAGAACUUGUACCUUCAAUACCAAAAUGAAUUUAUUCUUUUAAUUAGUGAAUUUUGCUUCUAUUCAAUUCUUGUCUUUUAACAGCGUCAAUCAAUUUCUGAUAGCAUUAAUAAUUGAUGAGUCUUGACUAAAUUGGUUGGAUAUGAUGAAAUACUGGACAUGCUAUUGAUUAUGCUCUCUUGACAUUUUGGGUUUUUGUGACAAAAAUUAAAUUUCGUAGCAAAGUUUUCUUUUUUAGAAAGUUCACAAAUUUUCCAGUAUAUGCCAACUAAAUUUAUAACGUUUUGACAAAUUAGAUUCUUGAAUUUUUAUAUUUAUUUUUAAAGUUUAUUAGUGUUUUAUAGGCCAGCAUUUGUUAUAUUCAAUGUCUUUUAAGAUUCAUGGGCUAUUUAGGCAUAAAAUUAGAUAGUAAGAGUUCCAUGUUUUAUAAGUUUAUAAUUUUUUUUAAACAUGUUUAACAUGAUAAGGAACAUCCUAUACAAAGUUAAAAGUUAGAUAACUAAAUUUAAUCGGAAAAUAGUCAUAAUUAACGAUAAUUAACCUAUACUCUUUCUGAAAAAAAAAAUUGAGAAUUCACCAGUCACCACAUGCUAUCUUAGCCUUCAAAACCAAGCCAUGUGAGAGACAUACAUGCAAAAUGCAUUAUAUAAUGUUAAUGUGGGACCCCAGCACCGACACUCCACACUCUUCUUCUGUUUUUUUUUUUUCUUUCUUUAAAUUCUCUCUAAUAACAAAAAAUACUGUGUUGUUGUACUAGUAGCAUUGCCCCCAUUCUAAUAUUUUUCCCUCCCAUUUUUUAAUUUUAAUUUUAUAAUUUUCUUUUGCGGCUAAGACUCGUCUUCUUAGUUCUUCUAACCCACUGUUUUCUUGCUCUUCCUGUAUCCCACUUUAAAUACUCCCCCAUCCGGCCAUCCCCAUCUCAUCACCUUCAAUACCCAUCACCAUCUCUCCUCUUAAAUCUCAUAAUCCAAACCCAAAUCCAAAAAUGCUUCCUCUAACUUCACCUUUCUUUGCACUCUCUGCAUUCUUCUGCUUCUUCUCCACCGUUUCUGCUGAAAAUCCCUACCGCUUCUUCACCUGGAAUGUCUCCUACGCCAACAUUUACCCUCUCGGCGUUCGCCAGCAGGGAAUACUCAUCAAUGGCCAAUUCCCUGGCCCUGACAUCCACUGUGUCACCAAUGACAACCUCAUCAUCAAUGUCUUCAACAGCUUGGACGAGCCCUUCCUCAUUUCCUGGAACGGAAUUCAACAGAGAAGAAAUUCAUACGAAGACGGUGUUUAUGGAACAACGUGCCCAAUCCCUCCCGGGAAGAACUUCACGUACAUUCUCCAAGUCAAGGAUCAGAUCGGCAGCUUUUACUAUUUCCCUUCUCUUGCCUUCCACAAGGCCGCCGGCGGUUUCGGUGGCAUCAGAAUCCUCAGCCGCCCUCGGAUUCCCGUCCCCUUCCCCGAUCCCGACGGCGAUUACACCGUUCUCAUCGGCGACUGGUACAAGUCCAAUCACACGACCCUGAAGGCUCAUCUGGAUCGUGGUAAGAAGCUUCCAUUUCCAGAUGGAAUCCUCAUCAAUGGCCGUGGCAAUGAUACCUCUUUUAGCGUCGAACAAGGAAAAACUUACAGGUUGAGAAUUUCAAAUGUGGGGCUGCAGCAUUCCCUCAACUUCCGAAUUCAAGGUCAUAAAAUGAAGCUUGUAGAAGUGGAGGGAACACAUACCCUUCAAACGACCUACUCCUCACUCGACGUUCAUGUUGGUCAGUCUUACUCUGUGCUUGUCACGGCUGAUCAGCCAGCUCAGGACUACUACAUUGUCGUCUCCACUCGCUUCACUUCUCGGGUGCUCACUACCACUGGCAUUCUUCGUUACAGUAACUCUGCUGGCCCUGUCAAAGGUCCUUCUCCUGGCGGUCCAACAAUACAGAUCGAUUGGUCCCUCAACCAAGCGCGCUCUAUCAGGACCAAUCUUACAGCCAGUGGACCAAGGCCAAACCCACAAGGGUCAUAUCACUAUGGUCUCAUAAACACAACCAAAACCAUCAUACUUUCCAAUUCUGCUGGUCAAGUCAACCGCAAACAAAGGUAUGCGGUUAACAGUGUGUCGUUCAUCCCUGCUGACACUCCCUUAAAACUUGCGGACUUCUUCAAAAUCGGAGGGGUUUUUCGCGUUGGAAGCAUCUCUGAUAGGCCUACCGGUGGAGGAAUCUACCUCGACACAUCCGUGAUGGGUGCAGACUAUAGAGCCUUUGUUGAAAUUGUGUUCCAAAACAAUGAGAACAUUGUCCAAAGUUGGCAUAUUGAUGGCUACUCUUUCUUCGUGGUUGGCAUGGAUGGAGGCCAAUGGACGCAGUCUAGUAGAAACCAAUACAAUCUUCGGGAUGCAAUUGCCCGUUGCACGACUCAGGUAUACCCUUACUCAUGGACUGCAAUUUACGUGGCCCUCGAUAACGUGGGGAUGUGGAAUGUGAGGUCGGAAUUUUGGGCAAGACAGUAUCUUGGACAACAAUUCUACCUCCGUGUCUAUACGCCAUCGACUUCGCUCAGGGACGAGUUCCCCAUUCCAAAGAACGCUCUUCUGUGUGGCAGGGCUAGUGGUAGACACACUAGACCGCUCUAAAUCAGUAGCCAUUCCAAAUACUUAGACCCCCGCCCAAACAAGGUAGUUAAAGUCUAUCUUAGCUUUAAUAUAUGAUGAAAAGCAAGGCCUCUUUGUUUUCAUAUUGUUGUAACCAGGAACUAUAGUUAUAACCGCCCGGUCCUCCAAUCGACCCCAGCUCGGGGUUGGGUCACAUUCUUUCGCAAGAUAUUAUUCGAUAUCCUUACCCAUUUAGUCAUCUCUUCUUUAUGAUAUUGUUACCUGUCAACGUUCGUUAAUAUCAAGAUUUGCUUUUGAGGUGUGGAUAGAAGAAUCUAUCAAUCCAGAAUAACAUGAGAAUCUCGCGUAA